Rana temporaria (common frog) is the source of this 3616-nucleotide messenger RNA. RefSeq names its product exocyst complex component 8 (gene EXOC8). Gene Ontology annotation, biological process: Golgi to plasma membrane transport; exocytosis; intracellular protein localization. Gene Ontology annotation, cellular component: exocyst. The record is from RefSeq and is a predicted model, not a curated record. Lineage: Eukaryota; Metazoa; Chordata; Amphibia; Anura; Ranidae.
CACUGCGACAACCUGAAGUGACGCAUUUAAUCGAGUAAUACACUUACAGAACAUUCCUCGGGUUUACCAAAAACAUAAAACGUCUCCAUAAAAGCGACUGCCAACAAUAUGGACAUUUGUUUUUCAAAAUCAAUCGGCCAGGAAAAGAUAUGACAGAGUCAACGGACUUUCUUCCCUUAAAAAUAAUGGCGGCUCAGCUAUCUAGGGUGUGUAGGUUGCCAUCUUGACCGGAAGUCCGGGGAGUGACAGUUCUCACUGGCGGAAGGGUUAGCCGUGAUUGUUGUAAACAUGACUGAAACCAGUGCAUGGGCUCUCCGGCUGAGAAGGCAGCUGGAAUACAACAACUUCAAUGCAGAGCAGUACGUGAAGGUCCUGUCGCAGCAGUCAGAUGGAGAUCGGGACUUACAGGAGCAUCAGCAACGUAUACAGAGCCUGGCUGAUGAGACAGCACAGAGCCUUAAGCGCAAUGUCUACCAGAAUUACCGGCAGUUUAUUGAAACCGCCCGAGAGAUCAGUUACCUGGAGGGAGAGAUGUACCAACUCAGCCACAUCCUGACUGAGCAGAAAGGCAUCAUGGAGAGCGUGGCUCAGACUCUGCUACAUACCGACCGCACCGAGGCCGCCCGAGAGCUGCAGGCAGCUUUCCAUAAGGAGGCUGAGGAGGGAAAAGUCAGGAACCUGACAACCCUGCUGGAGAAGGUGGAGGGCUGCAAGAACCUGCUUGAGACUCCAGGGAGGUACUUGGUAUAUAAUGGAGACUUGACAGAGUUUGAUGUGGACAGCAUGACCCUUAUACAGAAAGUUCAUGCAUUGAUGAACGACUGCUUACUUAUUGCUACUGCAUUACCAAAUCGCAGGGGUAUGUACAAAUAUAAUGCACUGCAUAACUUGGAUGACCUCGCUGUAGUGAAUGUAAAGGAAAAUCCACCUAUGAAAGAUAUGUUCAAGAUCCUUAUGUUUCCUGAAAGUCGGAUUUUUCAAGCAGAGAAUGCAAAAAUUAAGAAAGAGUGGCUUGAAGUUUUGGAAGAGACAAAAAAGCAAAGUUUAAAUGAUAAGCGUAAAAAAGAAGAAGCUGUCAUGGUUACCCCUGCUGUUGCAGAAGUGUCAACUAACCCAUUUUUGAAGGAGGAAAAAGCAAGAUGAGGAAGGAGGAGGAGGAGGAGGAGGAGGAAGAAGAGGUUGAUCUUUUCUUUAGAAUGGAUUCAAGAGCUCCCUGAAGAUUUGGAUGUCUGCAUAGCCCAGAGAACUUUUGAAGGGGCCGUUGAUUUGCUGGAUACAUUGAAUAGUUACUUGCAAGAUAAACUUAACCCUGCUGUGCAGGAAUUAAGAGCAAAAUCGAUAUGCGUGUUUCGACAGUUAACUGAUGUUUUGGUGUUUGAACUUUCCCCUGACAGAUCUUUAAGAGGAGGUCCAAAGGCAUACCCGUAGAGCUGUUUUCUCAGCUUAUACGUUUGGGCCAGUCUUACCAAGGCAUGUGAGCUUUUCUUAAAGAACAGAGCUGUGGCUGUGCAAACUGCUAUACGUCAGUUGAGAAUUGAAGGAGCAAUACUUUACAUUCAUAAAUUGUGUAAUGUUUUUUUUACUAGUCUACUGGAGACAGAAGAGUUUGAGAUGGACUUUGCAGGCAACAGUGGUUGUUACUCUGCCUUCAUUGUAUGGUCCCGUUCUUCCUUAAAGAUGUUUGUUGAUGCUUUUAGUAAACAGGUCUUUGAUAGUAAGGAAAGUCUUGCCACUGCAGCAGAGUGUGUAAAAGUUGCCAAAGAGCACUGUAAGCAACUUGGUGAAAUAGGUCUAGAUCUUACAUUCAUACUCCAUACAUUUCUAGUGAAAGACAUAAAGGCUGCUUUGCAGUAUAACAAGGAUAUUAUCAUUGAGGCCACCAAGCAUCGUAAUUCUGAAGAAAUGUGGAGGAAAAUGAACCUGAUGACCCAGAGGCUCUGGGAAAGUUAAAAGAAGAAAUGAAAAAACUGUGGAGUAAGCAGUUUUGACCAAUACACAGGCGAAGAUUGUUGGGUCAACCUAAGUUACAACGUUGUGGCCUUCACAAAACAAAUCAUGGCCUUAGAAGAAGCCCUUAAACUGUACUUUCCUGAGUUGCAUAUGGUUCUCCUGGAAAGUUUGAUGGAAAUUAUAUUGGUGGCUGUUCAACAUGUAGACUAUAGUCUAAGAUGUGAACAAGAAUCUGAAAAGAAAAAUUUCAUCAGACAAAACGCGUCCUUUUUAUAUGACACUGUUCUGCUUGUUGUUGAAAAGCGAUUUGAAGAGGGUGUUGGAAAACCAGCCAAACAAUUGCAGGAUCUGAGAAAUGCCUCUAGAUUGGUCCGCGUUAAUCCUGGCACUACAUCAGUGGUCUAACAAUAAAAUAAGUUCUAAACCGUGCAGUCUUUUAAUUAGCAGAGCUUAUGUUUUUCACAGGUCCCCUGAAAAGUUUAUUUUUAUUUUUUUUAUUUUAUUUUUUUGACAUUCUGAUUUUGAGCUGCCAUAUUGUCUGCUUUGUUCGAGGCGAAUAAAAUCUCUCUACUAUCCAGUACUGCUACUAGUGCUCUUAUACGUUGAUUUACCGUAUUUCAGUGAUAUUUUAAACACUCCAACUAUGUGGAAUAGGUUUUGAGACAAUCUUUUGAAUAGUUGCUAAAAUUUUCAUUUUACGUUUUUGUACUUGGCGUAUUAAACAACAAAAACUUUGAAAAAUACAGAAUAUCUGCACUUUAAAAAGUAUAUUAGUUUUGCUGUGGCUUAGAAUUAGCAAUCUAUAGCAGGCUGGCUAAAAUUUGAAACUAGCAGCCCUUACUGUAGAAGCUAGUCUACAACUGUACAUUGUAUACUUCUUAUGGUUUAUAUAUUUUAGUCUAGAUUUUGGCUAGAGGUCUAAUCAAUGGCAAACCCAAUAUUCAUUUUAGUUUGUUUGAAACUUAAUUUGCUAAAUGUUCCAUUUAGGUUCCCUUCAUCUAAAAUCAAAGCUUUAGUCAAAUGGUUAAAUGCACAGUUGGAAUACAUGUUUACUGUUCUACAUGUCAAGUGACAAGCUACAAGCCAUACAUCUCAGCCAAAUGUACACACCUUUUUCACACUGCACAGCCAGAUGGGUGAAAAGUGUAUUUUGUCAUUUAGCAAUUCAUCAUUGGUUCAGCAGUUCAACAUCUCAUGUCCCUCUCCACCACCAGCCUCCACACUGAAUCAACUUCAUCACCUAAACUGGGUAUACAUGUACCAAAAGUCGGGAGGUUUGGCAUAAUGACCUUCUGAGGCGUCUGUCAAUCAGUGUAUACAGCCAAUAGCUGCAAGCAUUGAUCUGUGUAUUCUGACCGGGGAGGCGCCCUCGCUGUGAGAAUACAAUAUAACAGUGGAAAAAGAUCCCUGCAUAAACAUCACUUGUGUUGAUGUGGUAAUCUGAGUUAUUUUUCAUUCAACCCGCAUGGAAGCUCACCUGGGAGGUGGUAAAGCUGACCCAGGAAGCAGUAAUGCUAAACUAGGAAGUAGAUUUGCAUGUGUAUUACAAGAAUACUUGGCCAAGAUUAUAAAUGCGUUUGCAGUUUAAACAGUAAACAGUGUGUUUCAGUUGUGCAUUUAGUUGAGCAGUAUUGUUUUCUAUUUUUUAUUUUAUUUUUUCAAACGG